AUGGGGAAGCAGUUAAAGAAAGGUAGACCUCCUCCAUGUGGGAAACAGUUCUCCAGGAAGGUAACUACGCAAAGCGCAGAGACAGAUGAGGUUGUGACAGUGAUGGAACAAAGAAGAUCUUGUGUCCACUUUGAAAAAUGUGUUGAUAUGGAUAGGUUGUUGGAAAAGAUGAAAGCUUGUGAACAAAUCAAGUGUGGAGAAUGCAAGGAAGGAUUGCACAUGAAGAGAAGAUGUGAAGGGAAAGUUAAUAGGUUUUCUUUUAAUGCCAAGAAAGCUAUUUGGCUUUGCUUGGAAUGUGGCCAGUAUAUCUGUGCAGGUGAUGGUUUGCCAACUGAUGCUCAGAGUCAUGUCAUGCGUCACUUCAGGUUGACGCGUCACCCUAUAGUGAUUCAAUGUGAAUACACUUGCUUAAGAUGGUGUUUCUCGUGCCAGUCACUACUCCCUUUUGAGAAAGAAGAGAAUGGUGAGAAGAUUGAUUUGUUACUAGAAGCUGUGAAACUGAUUAAAGAACGAUCUUCAAGCACUUACUCUGAUAAAACUGAGGCUGAAGAUUCAUAUUCAAGUAGUAUCUCUGCUGAGAUCAAAGGUUAUGCUGUAAGAGGUUUAGUUAACCUUGGGAACACAUGUUUCUUUAACUCUGUAUUGCAGAACCUUCUUUCUUUGGAUCAGUUACGUGACCGUUUGUUAAAAGAGGAUCUCUGUUGUGACGGGCCUCUAGUUUCUUCUCUAAAGGAACUAAUCACAGAAGCAACAUCAGAAGCAAACUUGUUCAAUCGUGUGAUAUACCCAAGCGCCCUUUUUGGUGUCCUAUGUUCUAAGGCUCCUCAGUUUAGGGGAUUUCAGCAGCAUGACAGUCACGAGCUGCUAAGGUGUUUGCUGGAUGGUUUGAGCAUCGAAGAAUCAAGCCUAAGGAAAAAACUUGACGCUUCUGAUGACAGUGAGAAACCUACUCUCGUAGAUUCUGUAUUCGGUGGUGAAGUUUCAAGCACCAUUUCUUGUUUGGAAUGUGGACACUCCUCAAAGGUUUAUGAACCCUUUUUGGAUCUCUCUUUACCUGUUCCCUCCAAGAAACCUCCUCCAAGUAAGAAACAAACCUUCUCUCAGAGAGAGAGAUUUAAAUUUCCACCAACAAAUGUCUUUAAGAAUGUUGCAGACAGCAAAGAUUCAUCAGAACCUGUAUCAGCUAUGACACUUGACAAUAAGCAGGUCCCUGAAAUUGCAACACAAGAUGAUACGGAAGAAGUUGAUAGUUUUUGGUUCGAAGCUUUUGGUGAGACCGAUUUGGUUUCACAAGGUGAUGUUAGUGAUACUGCCUCACUAACACAGCCUGAAGUAGCUGAUCAGACUUUUGUAGGUAGCACAGAAACGCUAGUACAUGGUGUGCAGUGUAGUAAUGACACAGCUUCAAGUGGUAUAUCAGCAGAGAUUAGUGACGCUCAAGUGUGGGGUUAUCCUGAUUUUAGCCAGAAUUAUUCAUCUACAAACCCGUUCGCUGAUGAAGAGAUUCCUUUACUGGUUGCAGAUUCUCAAGUUCUGUCUAUGCCUUGUAAAGAUGAUAAAACAGUUUCAGAAGACAAGGGUGAGGCUUCCUUGUCAGAUGUGAGCGGCCACCAUGAAAAAAAAGUAGAUUAUGAUGACAUUAUUAUCUGGUGUUUUGACGAGCCUGACGUCUUAUGUGAUGAGAAAACAGUUAAGGAACGUGAGGGUGAAGUUUCCUCGUCACUCGUGAGCAGCCUCCAUGAACAAACCGUUGAUAAUGUUGACCUUAACGAGUCUGAUGUCUCCCGUAAUGAUAAAACAGUUAGGGAACGUGAGAGUGAAGUUACCUCGUCACUCAUGAGCAGCCACCAUGGCAAAACCAUUGAUUAUGUUAUCCUUAACGAGCCUGACGUCCCCUGUAAUGAUAAAACAGUUAGGGAAUGUGAGAGUGAAGCUCCCUUGUCAGUUGUGAGUGAAGUUCUGCCUAUGUUUUGUAAAGAUGAUAAAGCAGUUUCAGAAGACAAGGGUGAGGCUUCCUUGUCGGAUGUGAGCGGCCAACAUGAAAAAACCGUAGAUUAUGAUGACUUUUUUAGCUGGUGUUUGGACGAGCCUAACGUCUUUUGUAAUGAUGAAACAGUUGAGGAAUGUGUGAGUGAAGCUCCCUCAUCAUUUGUGAGCAGCCACCGUGAACAAAAGAUAGAUAGUGCUGGCAGUCACCGGUUAUUUGAAAAGCCUGAGGUAUUUGAAGGACCAUUAUUUGGACCACCAACUAAAGCCAAAGUUUAUAAAGCUGGUUUUAUGGAUAUCAGAAGCAACUUUGAUGCUGAAGUUCUUGAUGAUUCGGAUUCACCAGUGUCUGUAGAAAGCUGUCUGGCUCUGUUCACCAAGCCUGAGAUUUUGUCAAAAGACAAUGCCUGGCACUGUGAGAACUGUUCGAAUAACCUAAAGCUCCAACGCUUGAGAGAAAAGAGAGAUAGAUUUGGAUAUGGAUGGAUGAAUGAAAAUGGUUUUGAUGAGUUUAACGAUGAUCUAUUCAACCAUUUCAUAAACUUGAAGACCAUGUAUGAUGGUGAUGCAGUGGAUUCAGAGGAAGUGAUAGUAAGAAGCCCUGCAAGUAAAAGAGUACUUGUAAACAAGGCACCACCUGUAUUGACCAUUCAUCUCAAAAGGUUUAGCCAAGAUGCUCUCGGAAGGCUAAGCAAGUUAAGUGGCCAUAUUGGUUUCAACGAGUUUAUCGAUCUUGGCCUAUAUAUGGAUAUGGACUCUAGGGGGACAGAAGAAGAAGAAGACCAGCCGGUUUACAUGUUGGCAGGGAUAGUGGAGCAUUCAGGGACAAUGGGAAGAGGUCACUAUGUUGCGUACAUAAGAGGAGACCAUGAUGAGAAGAGAGAUUCAUACAUAUGGUAUCGUGCAAGCGAUUCUUUUGUAAGACAGGUUUCUUUUGAAGAAGUUCUUCGUUCUGAGGCGUAUAUCUUAUUCUACCAACGUAUCUGA
This is a messenger RNA of Eruca vesicaria subsp. sativa (arugula), 2973 nucleotides long. The record is from the annotation of a GenBank genome assembly. NCBI's taxonomy places the organism in Eukaryota, Viridiplantae, Streptophyta, Magnoliopsida, Brassicales, Brassicaceae.